Messenger RNA from Didymosphaeria variabile, 783 nucleotides. RefSeq lists its product as uncharacterized. Lineage: Eukaryota; Fungi; Ascomycota; Dothideomycetes; Pleosporales; Didymosphaeriaceae. The transcript has a single exon. Bases 1 to 783 code for a protein of 260 amino acids. The record is from RefSeq and is a predicted model, not a curated record.
AUGUCUAAAGAAGAGAAGUACUCGGUUGCAUUUGCUGGCUUCCCACUGGGACCUGCUCAAGAGUAUCAACACCAGCCGGGCAUUUCCUUCGAAGCGGCACCAAUGGCAGACUAUGGGCCCAUCCGUUCAGAGCGUCCUGUAACGCACUGUGAAUACGACUCGCAAACGGAGACGGAAGGUAGCACAAAUGGGGAGAUCUAUGAUGGCAAUCAGCCUUGCUUUGGAGGUAAACUAGAUUGCAAUCUGAACAUUAUCGGUCGAGUUCAAAGUAGCCUGUCGAUUCAGCUACCGGCGAGUACCGAGGCUAUAGAACCAGCGACAGAUGUCGAGGAAUCCACUCAUCAGACGCCCCGCAAUACUGUUGCACAUGGCAACUAUACCUGGCCAGCUCAGAAGGAGUCCACCUCUCCAGUCCCCGCCAGGCCUACUCCAGGAUUUGAGAUAACCCCUAAAGACCUCUACCCUCACCCCAGCCAAGCGAUCUGCUCGUGCAAACGACCUGCAAAGACAGGCACAGUCCGGAUAGUACAGUGCAGGAACCCAGAGUGUUCCGUCCAAUGGUAUCAUUAUGCUUGCCUCAAAGAUGUGAGGGAGAAAGGAGUUGCCCGCUUCGGAACGCUUCUAUGCGAGGUAUGUAGGGGUGAAGAAUACUGGGGAAAGGCUGAAGGCGUGACGGACCUUAGCAUGCCUUUCACACGCGAAGAGAUCAUGAACGGGAUCAGCGGCAUAUCCAACGCCAGCGGUGCUAGUGAUCCAUACAUAUUGGGCAAGAACAUGCUCUAA